Messenger RNA from Sphaeroforma arctica JP610, 214 nucleotides. RefSeq lists its product as hypothetical. The transcript has a single exon. The annotation marks the transcript as partial. Gene Ontology annotation, molecular function: protein binding. NCBI's taxonomy places the organism in Eukaryota, Ichthyosporea, Ichthyophonida. The record is from RefSeq and is a predicted model, not a curated record.
GUACUAUGUCAACAACAUUACACAGAUCACCUCGUGGGUGCCGCCGGUGUCUUUGCCACGCUCACCGGGCACUCCAGAUCGCACUAGCGUUGGCCCAAGCAAUGAUGCAUCUCCACACAUGAGACAGCAACCACCAGAGACCCCCACCACAACGCCCACCGGACUGCCGACGGGAUGGGAUGCGCAGUGGAGCAAGGACGAGAUGCGAUGGUGA